AUGCCGAAGGAGAUUCUUUUGGAUGAAGUAACCCCGGGAGCUCAUUCCUGUAUGGUAAAAAUAAAUGUUUUUGCUUGUGGUGGUAUUGCCAUAGGCGUCGUUGCUCAACACAAAUUUUUUGAUGGAAGUAAUCUGUUUAUAUUUGUCAAAACUUGGGCUGGAAUGACAGCAGGAGGUGGAAGAGCGCAUACAUAUCAAUCACCCGAUUUUAGUGCCUCGAUUAUCUUUCCUCAAAACAAUGGAUUCCCUCAAGAUUUAACCAGUGCAAGUUUGUCGAGUGUCUUCGUGAGAAAGGGCAAGCCUGCUACAAGUAGAUUUGUGUUUGAUGGGCAUAUCAUAAGCAAACUUAAAACCCAAGCAACUAAUUACGGCAUUCAGAACCCGACCCGAAAGGUAAAAUCAGGUGCCCCAAAGUCUGUUGUGAUAACAAAUGCUGUAAACUUGCGGCCAAGGGCUUCCCCGCCAUUCACGAGUGCUAGCGUGGGGAAUUUUGUAUUGCUAGUAAGCAUGAUAACAAAAGUAGAAGAAACAGAUUUGGGUAGCUUCGUGCACCAGACGAGGGAAGCACUAUCGAGGAUCGAUGGUGAUCUUGUGAAGAGCCUUCAAGGUGAUCAAGGGUUGGGAAAUCUUUGUGGGUACAUGAAAAGGUUUCGUGAAUUAAAUUCUAAGGCCAAGUCCGAUGGAGCGGAAUCAAUAUCGUUUAAUAGCGGGUGUAACAUGGGGCAAUAUGAUGUCGACUAUGGAUGGGGAAAACCUUUAUGGGUUCCAUUUCUUGGUAUGGUCCGAUCGUAUCCAAUAUUCUUCAUCCAGCUCAUGGACACAAGGCGUGGUAAGGGAAUUGAAGCAUGGUUGAUGUUGGAUGAACCAGUCAUCUCCAUGCUUGAGCAUGACAAGCUACUUCUUUCUACAGCCUCAUUAGAUCCAAGUCCUCUGCAAAUCGGUUCGCUAAAAUCGAGUCUUUGA
This is a messenger RNA of Tripterygium wilfordii, 963 nucleotides long. RefSeq names its product stemmadenine O-acetyltransferase-like. NCBI's taxonomy places the organism in Eukaryota, Viridiplantae, Streptophyta, Magnoliopsida, Celastrales, Celastraceae. The transcript has 2 exons. The record is from RefSeq and is a predicted model, not a curated record. The coding region runs from base 1 to 963 and encodes 320 amino acids.